CUAUAUAUUAUGUCUUUGUGUGACGACAUGCUGCUUUGUAAUUAUCGAAAGUGUCGCAUCAAACUCUCUGGUUAUGCAUGGGUCACUGCCUGUUCUCACAUUUUCUGUGAUCAGCAUGGCAGCGGUGAGUUUAGUCGUUCACCAGCUAUCUGCCCUGCUUGCAACAGUACCCUUUCUGGAAAACUAGAUAUUGUCCGUACAGAACUCAAUCCAUCAGAGGAAUAUAAAGCCAUGGUGCUGGCAGGACUUCGACCAGAGAUUGUGUUGGACAUUAGCUCCCGAGCACUGGCCUUCUGGACAUACCAGGUACAUCAGGAGCGUCUCUAUCAAGAAUACAAAUUCAGCAAAGCUGAGGGCCAUCUGAAGCAGAUGGAGAAGAUAUAUACUCAGCAAAUACAGAGCAAGGAUGUAGAAUUGACCUCUAUGAAAGGGGAGGUCACCUCAAUGAAGAAAGUGCUAGAAGAAUACAAGAAAAAGUUCAGUGACAUCUCUGAGAAACUUAUGGAGCGAAAUCGUCAGUAUCAAAAGCUCCAAGGCCUCUAUGAUAGCCUUAGGCUACGAAACAUCACUAUUGCUAAUCAAGAAGGUAACCUUGAACCAUCCAUGAUUUCCAAUUCUGGUAUUUUUGGCUUCCCAUUAGGGAACAAAUCCAAGUUUCCUUUGGACAGUGCACCAGUUCAAAACCAGGGUGGUGGAGACGGAGAUUUUCAGUUCAGACCAUUUUUUAUGGGUUCUCCCACAGCACCUGAACCCAGCAACAACUUUUUUAGUUUUGCAUCUCCAAGUCGUGAAUUAGAGCAGCAGCAAGUCUCUAGCAGGGCCUUUAAAGUAAAAAGAAUUUAA
This is a messenger RNA of Eptesicus fuscus (big brown bat), 843 nucleotides long. It is a transcript of the gene CCNB1IP1, whose product is annotated as cyclin B1 interacting protein 1. Gene Ontology annotation, cellular component: synaptonemal complex. The transcript is spliced from 3 exons. Gene Ontology annotation, molecular function: ubiquitin protein ligase activity. The record is from RefSeq and is a predicted model, not a curated record. NCBI's taxonomy places the organism in Eukaryota, Metazoa, Chordata, Mammalia, Chiroptera, Vespertilionidae. The coding region runs from base 10 to 843 and encodes 277 amino acids. Gene Ontology annotation, biological process: reciprocal meiotic recombination.